CUCUCUCUCUCUCUCUCUCUCUCUCUUCGGAUAAAUCGGAAAUCACUCCGAGUUUUUUGUUUGUUGCGGUUGUAAAAUCCGAACUAGAAACCCAAGUGUGGACAUUAUAACCGGUCUCUCUCUGCAUGUCUUUACGCACAAGUUGUUGGUGUGUGUCGGCAAAUGGACAAGGUGUUUUCCUGGACACUCGGAGUCUUCCUGUCUCUGCUGCGCCUUUUCCCAGGUGAUUCCCAGAGAGUUGAGAUGCCUAGGAAAGACGUAGAAGCAAUCAAGGGCCAAAUGGUGGUUCUUGAGGCAUGGUACACUCCCACAUCCGCCAUCAAGAAAAAUACAGUCAUCUGGAACUUCAUGGCCAGUGGCUCCACACAAAUCAUCUCAUAUUCUUCAGGUGAGAUCGGGAUUGGAAGUUUUGAGUACAGAAAACGUGUUGGCUUCGCUGUCCCAAUGCCCUCGGCCAACCUCUCCAUCUACAUCAACAAUACACAGGAGUCUGACUCUGGGAGUUACCUUUGCAAUGUCAUCAUUCCUGGUGCUCCAGGUCUCACUGGGGAGCUGCAGCUCACUGUUAAAGUUCCUCCUUCCACUCCAGUCUGCUCUAUGUCUGGGGAUCCUGUGCUGAGAGGGAACGUGACACUGAGCUGUAAGUCCAGCUAUGGCAAACCUGUCCCUCAGUAUAAGUGGACCAAGGCUGCUCCUCUCUCUGAGGUCUACUUUUCUCCAAUGCAAAAGUGGAGGUCAUGCCCUCAGCCUAUUCUUGUGCUUGGCUACCUGGAUGAAAAGCAGGGCACUCUGCACUUGAGCAACCUUACCAAGGGCAUGUCAGGGAAAUAUGUGUGCAAGGCCAGUAACACAGCUGGGAGUGACACCUGCCACAUCAACUUGGAAGUCUCCACCCCCAGCAAGGCCUGGCUGAUAGCAGGAGCCACUGUUGGUUCAGUAGUGGGAUUCGUGGCCCUCAUUCUGUUUCUGGUCUUCAUCUUCAGGAGGGAAUGUGACACAGAAGAGGAAAUGGCCAAUGAGAUCAAGGAGGAUGCUCAGGCUCCAAAACGUGUUUCUUGGUCUAAGAGCGCCACCGCGUCAGAUAUCGUCUCCAAGAACGGCACUCUGUCCUCCAUAACCAAUAGUCCUGCUCCUCAGGACACACCUCAUCUGCCUAACAACCAUUACCCAUACUCGCCUCAGGGUUGUGACUCAAUUCUGACCACUUCAGGUGGCGCACAUGUGUACCGAGGAGAGCCUAAUCCUCUCCAUGGGCUCCCUGGCUACAACGGCAGCAAGAUGUCUAGUCACGCCCAUCAGCACUACCAGCCAAAGAACAGCUGCACACUCAGGACUAAUGGAGCUCAGCCACAGGCUCCAUGCCCCAUCUCUGUAAAUGUCAGAUCAAUGUCAUUUUGUGGCACUGUGCCUGUUCAGGCUGGAUCGCUUGUCUAGACCAGUUGAGUCAAACUCUUUAGCUCUUACCAAGCAGGACUCAACAACUCUGUUACACAAAUUCAAGAUUUAAAUUAUUUUAUAUUUGGGGUUCAAUCUCUCUGCGUAUAAUAUUAGUACUCUGAUUUAUAAAGUAUACUGUAUAGAUUAAGAUGAGAUAAAACUAUGAAUUAUAUUUUGAUGCUUUAAAUCUCUCAUUAACACUAUAAUUUUUAUUUGUCAGAUUUUUAUGUGAUUUUUUUUUUUUAUAGAUCCUAUUAAUCCCAUUUUAAAAGUUUAUUAGAUUAAAAGUAAAGAAAAGUAAACAAUAAAAGUAAAAAAAUAUCUGCUUUAAACUUCAUACAGUACAUAAAUGGUUCCGGAUGUUGAAGGAUCUUCUUUGAUCCUUGUUAAAGUUGUUUGAAUAACAUUUAAACAGUUGUGUAUUCAGUGUUUGUGUUCUACUUAAAAUGUUACCUCGUGCCUCUUUUUUCACUCAGGAGUUCCUACAGUACAUGUUACGGCCCAAUUAUAACAGCAUCCCUCAGUCUAAACAAUAGAUUGUAUUGAAAAUUAUUCGUUAUUUGGGUUAUUGUGCUUUUUUAAUGAGUAAAUCCAAUCCCGAAUGUUUUAUACAUUUUUAAAAAAGUCUUUCUUUCUUUUCUUUUCUUUUCUUUUCUUUUUCUUUUCUUUUCUUUUGUUUUAAAGAUGUAUUUAAGAGAUUGAUGUCAGGCUCGUGACUUCAUAGUUGGUGCUUUGGUUUUCUAUUUGGUUUCAUGCAAUUGAUUAUAUUCAUACCAAAAAAAAAAAGAUUGUUGAAAAAGAAGAAUGAUGAGUAAAUAAGUGUAACAUCUUUCUUUUUUACUUUUAUGGAUUUCUGAUUUGUGAUUGGUCUCUUUUACUCUUUCAUUCCAUAAGUGUCCACAUGGUGGAAGCAAAGAGAUGAUGUAAUGAAUUGUGUUUAUUUCUUUAAUAAAAGAG
Silurus meridionalis is the source of this 2394-nucleotide messenger RNA. It is a transcript of the gene esamb, whose product is annotated as endothelial cell adhesion molecule b. Gene Ontology annotation, molecular function: cell-cell adhesion mediator activity. The record is from RefSeq and is a predicted model, not a curated record. NCBI's taxonomy places the organism in Eukaryota, Metazoa, Chordata, Actinopteri, Siluriformes, Siluridae. The coding region runs from base 163 to 1434 and encodes 423 amino acids. The transcript has 8 exons. Gene Ontology annotation, cellular component: adherens junction; plasma membrane. Gene Ontology annotation, biological process: homophilic cell-cell adhesion.